UCUCCUUGCAAUUUACAAUUUCCAAUAUUAAUUUUCUUUUCAUUCACUUCCUAUAAAUUCCUUGUCUUAUCUUUCUCUCCAGUAUAACCCAUAAGAAAAUGGCGAAAGGAAAGACCAACUCGCAUCCCGCCGUCGAUCACCCACCUUACUUUGAGAUGAUAAGUGAAGCUAUAUCUACGCUCAAGGAGAGGACAGGAUCGAGCCAGCCUGCCAUUGCAAAAUUCAUCGAGGCCAAGUACAACAACACCUCACUGCCUUCGAAUUUCAAGAAACUCCUCUCUGUCCAAUUGAGGAAUUUCGUGAAAUCAGAGAAACUCGUCAAGGUUAAAAAUUCUUACAAGUUAUCUUCUACCGAGAAGCUUAAGUUGGCCAUCAAAGAGACCCAGGAAGCAAACUUCCAGGCCAAGAAGCCUAUAGCGCGUAAAGAGAGGACGGAAAAGAAGAUUACAGAGAAGGCUGCCAAGACGAAGAGGCUUAGUCGUGUUAAGACCCCCGAGGUUCUGAAGAAGACAAACAAGAAUGAAAAGCGUGCAAAGAUGAAGAGGCUGAGUCAGGUGAAGACACCAGACGGGUUCAAGAAGAGACGCAAUUCUAAGGUUAGCAAGUAAUUACUUUUGUGGUGAUUAAGAGAAGAAAUUAGGGUGAUUUUGCUGUUGUGCUUGGCUCCAGUUUGGUUGUAGCUUGUAGUUAUGCAUUUCUAUGGUUAAUUUGCAAUUAGGGUUUGUAAGUAAUGUGGGUAUCAGGAAGCCUAAGUCCUGCUACUUCUCAAGUAAAUAGGUAUUUAUGGCUAUAAUACUUUUGCUAAUUAGGAGAAUGAACCAAUUAAAUUAGAAAGUAAAGAAGCCUAUUUUAUUAGAUUAAA
Messenger RNA from Manihot esculenta (cassava), 862 nucleotides. RefSeq names its product histone H1. Bases 99 to 608 code for a protein of 169 amino acids. The transcript is spliced from 2 exons. NCBI's taxonomy places the organism in Eukaryota, Viridiplantae, Streptophyta, Magnoliopsida, Malpighiales, Euphorbiaceae. Gene Ontology annotation, biological process: negative regulation of DNA recombination; nucleosome assembly; chromosome condensation. The record is from RefSeq and is a predicted model, not a curated record. Gene Ontology annotation, molecular function: structural constituent of chromatin; nucleosomal DNA binding; double-stranded DNA binding. Gene Ontology annotation, cellular component: nucleus; nucleosome.